CUUCCGGUCGGCGGAGGCGGGGCCUGGCGCGGGCUGGGGGCGGGACCUGGGCCGCGACCCCGACCCCGACCCCGACCUGAGCCCCGGCCGCGACCCCCACGCGCGCCCACCGCAAUGGCCAGGCACGUGUUCCUCACGGGGCCCCCAGGAGUCGGGAAAACGACGUUGAUCCAGAAAGCCAGUGAGGUUUUAAAGUCCUCCGGUGUGCCUGUCGAUGGAUUUUACACCGAAGAAGUCAGACAGGGAGGGAGAAGAGUAGGAUUCGACGUUGUCACCUUAUCCGGCACGCGGGGAGUUUUGUCUAGAAUUGGCUCAGAGCCUCCGCCCGGGAAACGCGAGUGCCGAGUUGGGCAGUAUGUGGUCGAUCUGACUUCCUUCGAGCAGCUGGCACUUCCCGUCUUGAGGAACGCAGGUCCCAGCGGCGGCCUGGGGCGGAGAGUGUGUGUCAUCGAUGAGAUUGGGAAAAUGGAGCUCUUCAGUCAGCCGUUCAUCCAGGCCGUGCGUCAGACGCUGUCUGCGCCGGGGACGGUGGUCCUGGGCACAAUCCCGGUGCCUAAGGGAAAGCCGCUGGCCCUCGUGGAAGAGAUAAGAAGCAGGAAGGACGUCCAGGUGUUCAGUGUCACCAAGGAGAACAGAAACCACCUUUUGCCGGAUAUCGUGGCAUGUGUGCAGAGUGGCAGGCAGUGAAGACAGCUUGUGUCCCUGCGUCGUGCCCUUGAAGAGAUGUGCUGGCUAGCGGAGCCUCCUUGGGGCCCUGCCUGUCCGGGGCGGAGGCCAUGGGGCUUACGAAGACUUGUGGGCUUUUCCAGAGAAAGCCUGACAGCUGUUCUCCAUAAAAUGUUUAAAAGAUCAACGAGCCUUCCUGCCGGACUGGUGCUACAUGGUCAACAGUCCGCCGCGGCGUAUUUAUGCCAAGGGGGUUCUGUUUAUUUCCCCUGCAGUUGUGCGUAUGAUUUUGGCAAAUUGUGGAAUGAGAAGCAGCUUUCGGAGUAUUUGAUGGAACUCGCCCCCACUGAAGUUUGGAGGCGUGUUCUGGGGAAGGAUGAGAGCCGCGGGCGCUGCCUAAUCAAUUUUGCACGUCAUGAAACCAGACCCUGCUCCGGGCGCAGCUGCGGCUCAAAGCAACACUGAUUGUUUGGUUUGUAAAAAUAGUUCAGGAAAAAGCCAGUUUAGGUCCUCCCCACCCAUCUCGUUGUUUUGCUUGUUGCUUAAUAAAGUAAAAAAUGUGUUGGCGCA
Molecule: messenger RNA, 1236 nt
Organism: Hyaena hyaena (striped hyena)
Lineage: Eukaryota; Metazoa; Chordata; Mammalia; Carnivora; Hyaenidae
Gene: NTPCR
Product: nucleoside-triphosphatase, cancer-related
Exons: 5
Coding region: 115-687 (190 amino acids)
Molecular function (GO): ATP hydrolysis activity
Source: RefSeq, a predicted model, not a curated record